Recurvomyces mirabilis is the source of this 594-nucleotide messenger RNA. RefSeq lists its product as uncharacterized. Lineage: Eukaryota; Fungi; Ascomycota; Dothideomycetes; Mycosphaerellales; Teratosphaeriaceae. Bases 1 to 594 code for a protein of 197 amino acids. The transcript has 3 exons. The record is from RefSeq and is a predicted model, not a curated record.
AUGGCACCCCACCUCGCGCCCUUCCAGCCCCCAUUGGGCCCCCAGCCCGCCAACGCCCACAUCUACUCCCCCCACCAAGUCACCCUGCAGAUGAAGGAGAAAGUCUUCAGUUUGUCAGGCGACGACUUCACCAUCCGCACAGUCGACGGCCUCGACGUCUGCACCUGCCACGGCAAAAUGGUCUCCGCCCGGGACCGCAAGAAAUUCACCGACAUGGCCGGCAACGACCUCUUCACCCUGAAAAAUAAAAUGCUGUCCAUCUCCAAAUCCUUCCACGGCGAAUCCCCGCACGGCCAGCACGAUUUCGAAGUGAAAGGGCAUUUCAAACUCAUCGGCUCCCAUUCCACUGUUACUUUUAAGAAUGCAGCGGACGGGGUCCAGGUGGAGUUGGAGGUCAAGGGGGAUUGGAUGGAUCGGAGUGCGGAGAUUUCGUAUGGGGGGAGGCCCGUGGCGGCGAUUCAGCGGAGUUAUUUUAAUGUAAGGGAGAUUUGGGGGGAUAAGCAGACGUAUUUCGUCGUGGUGGCGCCGAAUGUGGAUCUCAGUUUGAUCGCUGGGUUGUGUAUUUGCUUGGAUGAGAAGGAGAAUGAGAAGUAG